GAUUACCUAUAUGGGAAAACUACAAAUUAUCUGACCUACAAUGAUUUUAUCAACAAGGAACUUGUGCUGUUCUCAAAUUCUGAUAAUGAGCGAUCCAUUCCAUCAUUAAUUGAUGGACUGAAACCAGGUCAGAGGAAAGUUUUAUAUACAUGCUUCAAAAGAAAUGACAAGCGGGAGGUAAAAGUAGCUCAGCUGGCUGGAUCAGUGGCAGAGAUGUCCUCUUACCACCAUGGAGAGACCUCACUGAUGAUGACUAUUAUUAAUUUGGCUCAAAAUUUUGUGGGCAGCAACAACCUGAACUUACUUCAACCCAUUGGUCAGUUUGGAACUAGGCUGCAUGGUGGAAAAGAUGCUGCAAGCCCUAGAUAUAUCUUUACAAUGCUCAG
Molecule: messenger RNA, 386 nt
Organism: Notechis scutatus (mainland tiger snake)
Lineage: Eukaryota; Metazoa; Chordata; Lepidosauria; Squamata; Elapidae
Source: RefSeq, a predicted model, not a curated record